Molecule: messenger RNA, 4170 nt
Organism: Hipposideros armiger (great roundleaf bat)
Lineage: Eukaryota; Metazoa; Chordata; Mammalia; Chiroptera; Hipposideridae
Product: leukocyte immunoglobulin-like receptor subfamily B member 3
Exons: 11
Coding region: 1260-2975 (571 amino acids)
Biological process (GO): cytokine-mediated signaling pathway; immune response-regulating signaling pathway
Cellular component (GO): plasma membrane
Molecular function (GO): inhibitory MHC class I receptor activity
Source: RefSeq, a predicted model, not a curated record
AAAGGACAGCAACUUGUCUGUUCCCCUCCCCCAACUCCCCAAUAAAAUCUUUAAAAAAAAAAGAUCUAAGUUGCACCAUCUGAUAUUCAAGGCUGUGAAUGAGCAGGCCUAAGCUAAACUCACCAGCUCCAGAGAACACACUCUCCCUUCACAACCAAACGCCUCCACCCCAAGCCACACACAGAAACUGAGCUAUUCAACUAUGCUGUGCCUUCCUCGGCUGCUCCCUCUGCCAGUUUGAACAUAGCCAACCUUCCAGAACAAGAAGCCAUCCUGUCUCAUACCACUCAACCGUGAAUGUAGUUUGUGUUAUAGAUAUAAGAAAACCACAUAAACAACUUAAAAUACUGAUCAACACACCAUCUUGCUAGAGCUAAUUAUCAGUAGAGCCCUCCUGCAUUACAUUUUUACAUAGCAGCAGUGUUUUUAAAACAGAGCUUUGUUCGUACUCUCUGUUGCACAAAACUUUUCCCCUGACUUCAAGACAAAACCCAAACUACUUGCAUGGUGUUUGAGAUUCUGGUGAGCAGGCCCAGCCUUCUCCUGACUGCUCUCAAAUCUGAGAAGAGUUCAAGACCUUUCUGGUCACGAUGCCACCCUGCCCACCACCUCUGGGCUAACCCCUGCUCUUGCACUGGGUCACUCCAUCCCCCAAAGAACCUAGGUUACAUAAUGCAUACUUAUUAAUUGAAUCUCAUUGUCCCAUUUUCUUCUUCCUACAAGUAACAAUCUUACAAGAAGACUGUCACUGAACUGUCUGCCAUCUAAAUAUCUGUAAUGUCUAUCUUCAUUUAUUUGAGCCCCAUGAGUGCAAAGAAAGACUGUCAGCUUCAGCUAUCAAUGUCUAGUUCUGGUCCCAUGGCCGGACAUGGUAACUGCUCAAUAAAUACUGCCUGAUUGCCUGGCCAGUGAGAGCAAACAAGAAAAAUUGCGUUUGCAGAGUCUCAAAAAAGGGAAGUGAAUUACCCAAGCUCACACAGGUUCUAGAAAAGGCAGAGUCAGAAUUGGAGCAGAAAUUGGGCUGGCUCCUCUCCUGCCCUGCAUCCUUUACCCUCAUGUUCAGGGACCAGUGUCACCCUCUGGAUUUGGGUGUGGCAUGAGGUGGAGGCAGAGCGUGUGGGGUCUGGUGAGGCUCAGAUCUGGUCUGAAAGGUCCCAGAGCCUGUGGUCUGCUCAGCCCCAUCUCUUAGGGUGAGCAGAGCGAGGCCCUGGAAGCGGCUGUUCCCCUUCCUUUGAGGCCACUGAAGAGGAACCCAUCAUAUGUCACAUGGAGCCUGGACUUUGUCACACCCUGUGCAUCUGUCCUGCCAGGCUCUAGGGACCAUGGGAGGCAGAGCCACGACCCUGACCCUAACUGCUCUUCUCUGCCUCGGGUUGUGUUGGGGCCCACAGGACCUGGUGCAGGCAGGGGUCCUCCCCAAACCCUCCAUCUGGGCUGAUCCAGGCCCCAUGGUCACCAAGGGGAGCCCUGUGACCAUCUGGUGUCAGGGGUCCCUGCAAGCUAAGGCCUACCGUAUUUAUAAAGACCUGGAUACAAGUCUUCAAGUCUUGGAUACGAAGGUCCCACAGGACUCCAGCAGUAAGACCCGUUUUCUCAUUGAAUCCAUGAGCUCACACUACGCAGGACGGUACAGGUGUGCGUAUUACACCAGUAGGAACAGGUGGUCAGAGCCGAGUGACUCCCUGAGUCUGGUGGUGACAGGCGUGUACCAUGCACCCUCCCUCUCAGCCCAGCCCAGCUCAGUGGUGGUCUUAGGAGGGAAUGUGUCCCUCUCGUGUAGAUCACAGUACACAUGGGGCGCUUUCCAUCUGCUGAAGGAUGGAGGAGCUGACCCGCCCCAACACGUGGAGUCAAGGAUCUAUGAUGGGAGGUGGCAGGCCCAGGCCCGCUUCCUUCUGGGCCCUGUGAACACUUCCCAUGGGGACACCUACAGAUGCUAUUCUUCCCCUAGAUCCUACCCCAAUGUGUGGUCACACCCCAGUGACCCUCUGCAUCUCGAGGUCACAGGUGUGUACAGAAAGCCCUCUCUCUCGGCCCAGCCAGGCGUGCUGGUGCUGCUUGGACACAACUUGACCCUCCAGUGUCACUCAGAGGUCGGCUUUGACAGAUUCGCUCUGACCAAGGACAAGGGGCUCACACACCCCCAGCGUCUUGAUGGGCAGCACAGCCCCGACUUCCCCCUGGGCCACGUGAGCCGUGCCAAUGGGGGCCGGUACAGAUGCUACAGUGGACACAACCGCUCCUAUGCAUGGUCGGCCCCCAGCGCCCCCCUGGACAUCCUGAUCACAGGAACGUACAAGAAACCCUCCCUCUCAGUCCAACCAGGACCCUCAGUGUCCUGGGGAGAGAAUGUGACCCUGCAGUGUCGCUCUGAGAUCUGGUUUGAUACCUUCCACCUGCACAAGGAGGGGUCACCUGCUCCUCCCCAGCACCUUCGUCUGCAGGACACAGCUGCACCUUCUCAGGCCAACUUCACCAUCAGUCCUGUGACCUCAGCCCAUGGGGGAACUUACAGGUGUUACUGUUCACGCAGCACCUCCCCCUACCUGUUGUCACACCCUAGCAAUCCCCUGGAGCUCAUGGUCUCAGGUCUCCUGAAUGUUCUGAUUGGAGUCUCGGUGGCCAUAGUCCUGCUGCUCUCCCUGCUCCUCUUCCUCUUCCUCCGAUACUGGUGUCAGGGCAAAAACAGGACAUCAGUGGCUGCAGCAUCAGAGCCUGAGGACAGAGGCCUGCCGAAGAGCUCCAGCCCAGCUGUUGACCUCCAAGAGGAGAACUUGUAUGCUGUCGUGAAAGAAACACAGAAUGAGGACAGACAGCUGGAUAGUCAGACUGCAGCAUCUGAAGACCCCCAGGAUGUGACCUAUGCCCAGCUAAACCACUUGACCCUCAGACAGGAGACAAGUGCACCCCCUUCCUCCACAGCAGAGGAGCCCUCAGAUGAGCCCAGUGUGUACGCUGCUCUGGCCAUCCACUAGCCUGGAAAUGGCCCAGGCUUCACUCCAGGGAGGAGGCCUGCAGGGACCCCAGAAGGCACAGGAGCUGCCCCCAUGGAGACACAACUCAUGACCCCAGCCAGCCUGGAAGCCUGACCUGGACCGCAACAAGCUCCUGGGAACCUUUUGGAACAACUGUUUCCAGGGACUCCCCCUUAUUAUUACACAGCUCACCUUAGUCCCUAUCAAAGGGACUUUGCUGAUUGCAAGGAUGCCAUGCAACUGCCAUCAACGCCGUAAUUUCGCAAGUGGCAACCUCGGGCUGAGAGAGGUAAGGGCCUGUGACCCAGCCCAUCAGUUGCAGCUGUCCCUGUGAAGCUGCAUGCUUAACUGACCUCAGAGACCAGAAGCCCCCACAGGGACCAACUAGAGGACACAGGGUGGCUGCAGCCCACAGGGGUUGCUCAAUUCCAUGUUUCUCAUGUCCUGAGACCCUUCCUCCCCAGCCCAGUGCAGCUGCAGAGAAAAGGGAAACCUGCUCCGAGUGGCUUCAGACUCCAAGCAGAGAGAGAGGGGUGCCUUCAGUGUCCCUUCCCCCAGACCACAAAUCUAUUUCCCACAUCUUAAGAUACAGAACUGAGGACCUGCCCAUCAAUCACACCCUUAACAAGCUGUGAAAUGAGCCUGCAGAUCUUGUCAAAUGUUCCCUACCAAAACUCAAAUAAAAUAGUGGAUGGGGUCAGCUCUUGGCUCCCACUCCCCUUACCCUGGCUUCUCUUGCCAGGGGUCAGGUUAAAGAGCUGGAGAUGUAAGCUGACCCUGACCACCACUUGCUAUUUACUUCCUCUGCCUGGAGAUGACUUCAUCCCCACAUGCAAACUGUUGGCUUUCAGAAUUUCCUUCCGGUUUUGACUCAUCCUUCCUGUAUCACCUUUGUAUCCAUGCUGUGAUGUUGUUCAUGACUGUAGCCCCCGCCCCAGGACAAGGACCCUGGUCUAGGAGGCAGUGGCAGCACCUAACAGUGCUGGCAGCAGCAGCACAUGCUGAAACUGGACAGAUACAAUUAGCGUGGCCCCUGGGCAAGGAUGACAACGCUAAUUCAGGAAGCACUGCCAAUUUUUUCAUGGAUAGUUAACUCUAGACUUUUAGAGGUGAUCACUUUGUAGUAUACAGAUGUUGAAUUAUGUUGUAUACCCAAACUUACAUUAAAAUAAAAAGCCCAGAAGGAUCUGACCAA